Pestalotiopsis fici W106-1 is the source of this 1818-nucleotide messenger RNA. RefSeq lists its product as uncharacterized. Gene Ontology annotation, cellular component: nucleus. The record is from RefSeq and is a predicted model, not a curated record. Gene Ontology annotation, molecular function: transcription coregulator activity; RNA polymerase binding. NCBI's taxonomy places the organism in Eukaryota, Fungi, Ascomycota, Sordariomycetes, Amphisphaeriales, Sporocadaceae. The transcript has a single exon. Bases 1 to 1818 code for a protein of 605 amino acids.
AUGCUCAAAUCAACAUAUAAGCCGUCGGCGCAUGCUCCGCCGCCUCUCCCUACAGGGUGGACGGAGCACAAGGCGCCAACGGGCCAUACAUACUACUACAACGCCGCGACAAAAGAGUCGACCUACAAGAGACCAGGCGCCGACGUUUCUGCUGCCACGCCAGCGCCGCCACCACCUGCUGGCUCCUCGUCGCUCCCCGGUCAGCAGGAUCCACGAGCAAGCUAUCGUCAGUACUCGGCAGUCGGGUCCCUGGCUGACCCGACGGCGGCCAAUGCCUUUCUCGCCCAGUAUGGACCGCAACCACAACGGCCGGGAGGGCGCGGCGACGUCAACAAUGCGCCAGGAAGGGGAGGGCACCACCGAGGGGGCGGCGACCGACCCAAACCCGAGCCACACGACCGACCCAAGUCCAAGGUGGCCAUCCCCGGCUUUGAGCCGUGGAUCCUAGUGUACACAAAGUAUGGGCGGCGGUUCGCGUACCACCCUGAGAAGAACGCGAGCUACUGGCGGAUACCGGAGAAGCUGAUGAAGGGCAUUAUUGAGCUGGACAUACGAGGCGCAAAAGAAAAGGCUGAGCAAGCGGCACGGGCUGAAGCUGGAGAGGCAAACGGCACCGGUGCAGAGGGAACUUCAGCGUCAGCGUCGGUCGAAGAGGCGCAAGCAGCUGAAGACGUUGAGAUGCAAGACGAGGAGCAAGAGGAGCAGGAAGAGCUCGGGUCGGAUUACGAAGAAGUCGAGGUCACAGAUGACGAAGGCGCCGAGGACGAUGAAAUGGGAGAUGACGAGCAUCCAUCGAAGCGCCAGCGCACUGAGGAGGCCGCCGAUGAUCUACCCGCCGAGUUCACCGAAGACGAUAUAGCGUUCCAGCUGCAGGCCAUGGGGGCAGACUAUGGCCUCGACCCUGGCGAGUAUGACGACGGAACGGACCCUUCCACUUGGCCCGAAGGCGCCGAGGGCUUCACCCUGUCUGAUGAGGACGCGCGUGAGCUGUUCAAGGAUAUGCUAAGUGAUUUCGACAUUAAUCCAUUCUCAACAUGGGACAAGUUAUUGGAAGACGGGAAAAUCAUCGACGAUCCGAGAUAUACUGUGCUCCCGAACAUGAAGAGUCGCAAGGACGUUUGGGAAGAGUGGUCACGGGCACAAAUUCAGGUCAUCAAGGAGCGCCGGCAGAGAGAGGAGAAGAAGGAUCCACGGAUACCAUAUCUUGCAUUCUUGAAGGAAAAGGCCAACCCAAAGCUAUACUGGCCAGAGUUCAAGCGAAAGUAUAGGAAAGAAGAGCCCAUGCGCGACACCUCCUUGAUUGACAAGGAUCGGGAGAAGCUAUACCGCGAGUAUAUCAGCAGGCUAAAGAUGCCAAUGGAUACGCUGAAAAAGGACUUGACUACUCUCCUCAAGAGCGUCCCGCCAAAGCACCUGAACAACAAGACAAUGCUUGAGAAUUUGCCGAGUCAGAUCUUGGCAGAUGUCAGAUAUGUGUCACUGGAUGCAAAGACACGAGAUCCCCUGCUCAAAGCUUAUAUCGAUACUCUGCCACCGCCACCAGAGGAAGGCGAGGCUGCGGAGGAUGAAGCCGCCCAAAAGGCACGAGACGAUAGGCAAAAGCGGGAGAAGGCACUGGCGGAAAGAGAGAGGCAGGUCGCUGAGGAGAAGCGGAGACAGAAACGUCAACUUGAGCACGGCCGGGCAGCGCUGAGGGAGGAGGAACGCGAGCUGGAGGCGGCAAUGAAGAUUAGCAAACAAGGCAUUCAUAGUCAACUACUCAAAGAGAGGGAGAAGGGUAUCCUCGACGAAGGCGCUGCAAAGGAGGGCAGCGACUGA